Mangifera indica (mango) is the source of this 2607-nucleotide messenger RNA. RefSeq names its product glyoxysomal processing protease, glyoxysomal-like. Bases 128 to 2341 code for a protein of 737 amino acids. The transcript has 14 exons. Gene Ontology annotation, biological process: protein processing. The record is from RefSeq and is a predicted model, not a curated record. NCBI's taxonomy places the organism in Eukaryota, Viridiplantae, Streptophyta, Magnoliopsida, Sapindales, Anacardiaceae. Gene Ontology annotation, cellular component: peroxisome. Gene Ontology annotation, molecular function: serine-type endopeptidase activity.
CGUUAGCCGUUCAGCUAGUAUUUGGUUUAUUUUUCCAAAACGACCGACUCGAUCUCAUUUCAAUCCAAAAUACUUACUAUCAGUAAGUCACAGCAGCAGAAAACCUCUAAACCGCGGCCAAAUCCUCAUGGGUUUCUCAGAAAUGGCUGAAUUUUCGCGGAACUUCGGUGUCUUGGUCAGAGUUCAAGGCCCUGACCCUAAAGGUUUAAAGAUGCGAAACCACGCUUUCCAUCAAUUCAAUUCCGGAAAAACGACACUUUCAGCUUCUGGGAUGUUACUGCCUAAUAACAUCUACCAUGUUGACGUGGCCGAACGUAAUUGGGGUGUCCGUGGAUUGGUCGUGACUGCUGCUUCUGUUGUUGAGCCUUUUUUGACUAUGCAACAGAGAGAGCAGAAUGUUUUUGAGGGCCGUCCAGAGUUGAUUUUGGGUGCUCAGGUUGAUGUUAUGCUGGAGGGCACAUUGGGGUUGGAGAUAGAACAUGAGGGUCUGCAUAAAGGAGUUACCGGAUGGGUUAGUGCACAAGUUAUAAUGUUGGUUGACAUUCCUGUAUCUUCCCUUGCUCUUCGAUCACUUAUUGAAGCUUCUUCAGGCUCACCGGAGCACCGAUGGGAGAUUGGUUGGUCCCUAGCUUCACACGAUAAUGGUUCUCAGCCCUUGAUGGAUGUUAUUAUAACUCAGACUUUUCAGGUUGAGCAUGAUAGCAAACCAUUAGAUGAAAGUCUUAGGCAUCUGCCACUUGAGGAAUCAAGUGAUCAAAGUCUUUUGGGCAAGUCAACUACAAGAAUUGCUAUCCUUGGAGUUUCCUCAUAUUUGAAGGAUCUACCAAACAUUGCCAUAUUGCCCUCAAGUAAAAGGGGGAAUUUCCUUCUAGCCGUGGGCUCUCCAUUUGGUGUCCUCUCACCCAUGCAUUUCUUUAAUAGCAUAUCCAUGGGAACUGUUGCCAACUGCUAUCCUCCUGGAUCAUCCAUGCAAUCAUUGCUGAUGGCAGACAUUCGGUGUCUUCCUGGAAUGGAAGGUGGUCCAGUUUUUGGUGAACAUGCACAGUUGGUUGGUAUCUUGAACAGGCCAUUAAGGCAAAAGAAUGGCGGUGCUGAAAUUCAGCUGGUGAUUCCGUGGGAAGCCAUUGCAACUGCUUGCAGUGACUUGCUGCAGAAGGAGCCUCAAAAUGCAGAAAAAGAGUUCCAUAUUAACAAGGGAAACUUAAAUGCUGUAGGGAACUCAUCAUUUUAUAGCCACCAUGACUCCAAUGGGUCAUACUAUAAGUAUGGGCAUUGUUCUUCUUGUUUCCCAUCUCCACUACCUGUUCAGAAGGCAAUGGCGUCUGUUUGUCUUAUUACAACUGACGAUGGUGUUUGGGCAUCUGGUGUUCUGCUCAAUGAUCAAGGCUUGAUACUGACAAAUGCUCACUUGUUAGAACCAUGGAGAUUUGGGAAAACAACUGUAAGUGGUGGGAAAUAUGGAAAUCAAUCUAUGGAAUUUAUCUUUGCAUCUGAAGAGCCUGCAGCAAUCACAGCAAAAUUGGUGGAUUCUUCUGUUGAUCAAAGUAGACCAUAUAAUUUGAGUUCGUUUUUCAAAGGCCAUAGAAACAUACGUGUCCGUCUGGACCAUGGGGAGCCUUGGAUUUGGUGUGAUGCUAAAGUAGUAUAUGUUUGUAAGGGGCCUUUGGAUGUUGCCUUAUUGCAGCUUGAAUAUGUUCCUGAUCAGCUUUGCCCUAUAGUUGCAGAUUUUGCUCACCUGUCUGUAGGAUCAACUACAUAUGUCAUUGGACAUGGAUUAUUUGGACCACGAUGUGGCCUUUCUGCUUCUGUUUGUUGUGGGGUGGUAGCAAAAGUUGUCAAAGUAAAGUCACCCCCUUACUGUCAAUCUAUUCUUCAAGGGGAUUCAGGGUGUCCAGUAAUGCUUGAAACAACUGCUGCUGUUCAUCCAGGUGGCAGUGGUGGUGCAGUUGUUAAUUUGGAUGGUCAUAUGAUCGGACUUGUUACAAGUAAUGCAAGGCAUAGUGGAGGGACAGUUAUACCACAUCUGAACUUCAGCAUUCCAUGUGCAGUGUUGACUCCUAUCUUUGAGUUUUCAAGAGAUAUGCAGGAUCUUUCGCUUCUGAAAAAACUCGACCAACCAAAUGAACACCUUGCUUCAGUCUGGGCACUGAUGCCACCGUUAUCUCCGAAGCCAGAUCCUGCUUUACCUCAUCUGCCGCAGUCACUAUUGGAAGCCAACAAAGACGGGAAAGGUUCACGUUUUGCCAAAUUCAUUGCUGAACGUCAAGAGGUUCUAAAAGGGUCACCUCACAUGGGCAAGGUAGAAAAAAAUGCUAGUGAGAUUUCCCGUAGUAAGUUAUGACUAACUGGCAUCAAUGUUGUACCUAAAAAGGAAUAUAUAAUCAGAAUCUGAUUUCAUAGUCCAAUGUAAUGGUGAGUUUCACUUUGCCUGAUACUGUUCCGAGAAUUUCAGUUUCUUUCUGGGAAUGGAUAUUUGUGGCUCUAUCAGUUUUGAGAUACAUGUGACAGGGAGGUUGUGUUCAAAACAAUAGUGUUUUGUUGUACUAUGUAUCACUGUGAGAGCAAUAUUUGUAUAAUAGAGCUUUAGAUGGAUAUGAAAUUCUUUCA